AUGUACAACAGCGGAAUACGACCGUUUAAUCACACCUACGCGUCGGCUCCCUGUGAGAUUUAUCCCGGCAGCAACGUCUACCAAUGGAACGCGGUGGAUGUGCAGAAUGCCGACGGACUCCUCGAGCGCGGUCUGGUCAUCAACACCGUCCACCGCGGUCUGCUCGUAGAUUUCGGCGUUUCCGACCGACGCUCGCAAUUCGUCGAAUUCAAAAAGGCACUGUUGUGCCUUAGUGCUGACGAACGGUGUUUAACAGCCUCCCAGAACUUUGCCUGGGAGUCCAACGCGGCGUCCCAGACCAGCUGCCAUGUCCUCGCCCGUACCGCGGCGGACCGCCCGUGGACGUGGUAUCCGGCAGUGUUUCUGCUGCACCGGGUCUUCUGGAAUAAAUACGCCUAUAUUCAGAUCCACAUGGGUGAUGAAGUUGUGUGGAAGUUCGUCCGCGCUCAGGUAGUUCGGCUAGCGCACCGUGACAGCACGGUGCGCCGUACCGCACCGGCGGAUUUUGUCGUGCGGGCAUGUACUCUGCCGCGGGAGUAUCUAACGGAACGACCGGUGGCACCGGCGUUGUGGAGUCUGUGGGAGGAAGGGCUGAUGUCGCAGCGCGUUUACAAGGCGUAUCCUAUCGGUGUGGUGAAUGAAAGCUUGCUGUAUCUCCAGGAUCGAUGUCGACUGCAAAGCAGCUUUGUGAAGAAGGUCUUGCCGAUAUCCAAGGAUUUACUGCACGAACUGAAUGAGCGAGCUAAGGCGGAAAUGGCGAAGCGCUUACAGACCGGCUGGAAUAAUAUUGAUGGCCAGUGGGUACCACCCCGAAUCUGCGCUCCUCUGCGUACCAUACCAGCACAAAAAUCUCGCCAACUGGCUGCAUCUUGCCCGCCGGAGCUCUUGCGCGAAAUCCUCUCCUGCUUGUCUACAAAUGUACGGCCAUUCUACCGUCGCGUCAGUCCGCUGUGGAACGAGAUCAUCCAACAGGCUGAUUGCUCUCGGUAUCUGACGCUCGACUUCGGCAGUGCCGGUCCCAGUGCGACAUACACCGCCGGCGUGUGCAUCAUCCAGUGUCUCACCGCCGCCACGCGGAUGAUCGUAAUAAUCAGUGCCCAACAGAACUACAGAUCGCCGGAGCUUACUGAAUGUCUGCGCUUGGUUAGCGUCAUGUACGAGCAGUGCGCCAACAGGAUCAGAAAGUUGCAGGUGAAGCCUAAAAUGAUUGUACGGCCAAAAUCUUGCAAUUAA
Messenger RNA from Paramacrobiotus metropolitanus, 1233 nucleotides. RefSeq lists its product as uncharacterized. The transcript is spliced from 2 exons. The record is from RefSeq and is a predicted model, not a curated record. Gene Ontology annotation, molecular function: protein binding. The coding region runs from base 1 to 1233 and encodes 410 amino acids. Lineage: Eukaryota; Metazoa; Tardigrada; Eutardigrada; Parachela; Macrobiotidae.